AUGACUAAACUCGUCGUAUUACUAGGACUAUUGACGUUGGUCUCCACACAACAGGUGGAGAACUGUCAAAUGACACAGUUCAAUCACUGUAAUGCUGCUUUACAACAAUUCUGGGAUAUCGAUACUACAAACAUCUGGAACGACGUGAAUCAACUGAAUCAAGCGUUGAUUUCUCUGAUGCGACCGCCUUAUGGAAUAAAUAAUUAUGUAACCAUCUGCAAUGGCUUCGCGAAUUUUUACUCUUGCCUCGGUCCGGAGAACAUCUACUUCUGUCUUGGUCUCGUAGGACAAGUUGGUAUGGGGAAAUCUCCCCAGGACGCAUACGCGUAUCAAGGAUUGAUGGCUGAUUGGCAAUUCAAAUGUGGAACUGGAUUUUUCGCCGUCUACGAAAGCCUCACAUUUACGUCAUGCACUCAAAAUACCUACGUGAACUACAAUACCGAAAUGUCGAACAUUCUUAAAGACUACAAGAACAAUGUUACUGCCGAUUCUGGGAACGCAUGCAAAUACGCUCAAAACCUGAUGAAUUCGUAUGGGACCAUUUAUCGCAACGGAGCAUGCCGAGCCACGAACCCCGACGACGGUCAAUGGUAUGGUUGUGAAUCUGGACGUGAAUACACAAAUGCUCAAUUCAGACAUUGUCAACAUUCCACUAAAUGUUAA
Molecule: messenger RNA, 663 nt
Organism: Necator americanus (New World hookworm)
Lineage: Eukaryota; Metazoa; Nematoda; Chromadorea; Rhabditida; Ancylostomatidae
Exons: 7
Coding region: 1-663 (220 amino acids)
Source: RefSeq, a predicted model, not a curated record